This is a messenger RNA of Sparassis crispa, 651 nucleotides long. RefSeq names its product 60S ribosomal protein. Lineage: Eukaryota; Fungi; Basidiomycota; Agaricomycetes; Polyporales; Sparassidaceae. Gene Ontology annotation, biological process: ribosomal large subunit assembly; translation. The coding region runs from base 1 to 651 and encodes 216 amino acids. The transcript has 4 exons. Gene Ontology annotation, cellular component: ribosome; cytosolic large ribosomal subunit. Gene Ontology annotation, molecular function: structural constituent of ribosome. The record is from RefSeq and is a predicted model, not a curated record.
AUGGGUCGCCGUCCCGCUCGCUGCUACCGCUACUGCAAGAACAAGCCCUACCCCAAGUCGCGCUACAACCGUGGUGUACCCGACUCCAAGAUUCGUAUCUUCGAUCUUGGCCGCAAGCGCGCAUCCGUUGACGAGUUCCCUUAUUGCUGCCACCUUGUCUCCGAUGAAUACGAGCAGCUUUCGAGUGAGGCGCUGGAAGCCGCACGUAUCUGUGCCAACAAGUACGUCACCAAGACCUCUGGCAAGGACUCGUUCCACUUGAGGGUCCGCGUCCACCCCUUCCAUGUUCUCCGCAUCAACAAGAUGUUGUCUUGCGCAGGUGCCGAUCGUCUGCAAACUGGCAUGCGCGGCGCCUGGGGUAAGCCCUACGGCACGGUUGCCCGUGUCAACAUCGGCCAGAUCAUCCUAUCCAUCCGGUGUAAAGAUGCGAAUGCGGCCGUUGUCCAAGAAGCACUGCGCCGCGCGCGUUACAAGUUUCCCGGCCGCCAGAAGAUUAUCGUCUCGCGCAAGUGGGGCUUCACCAAUGUCAACCGCGAGGACUAUCUCAAGUUGAAGGAGGAGAAGCGUGUGCUGCAGGAUGGUGCCUAUGUGCAGUAUAUCCGCCCCAGGGGCAACCUUGAGAAGAACCUUCGGGCGCAGCUCAAGGCCUGA